AUGUCCUCGAACACGAGUACGGUUUCUGUAGCUGUCGACCCUGUGGCCCUCAUCACUACAGAAUGUAUUACCGUUACUUCUGCUAUGCGAAAGCAUGCCCGUUGGGCGCAUUCAUCUGUUUCCUCUAUAUUGGGCGGUAGCUCAAGUCCGUUAAGCUCAGGGUUUCAAACUUCAAGACCUUCCACACCACGAGAUGAAAUUGGAUCUCGCAGAGUACCAAAGGGUUCGGCAGCUUCAGAGGGAAAUGAUGAUGCUGGUUUGGCAAACAGAUGGGGCUUAAGGGGAAAGAAAGGGAAGAGCAUGCAAGAUAAUCCUCUGAUGGCUGGAUUUGGGCGCCUUAGACGGGAAUUGACUGGAUGCAAAGAUAUACACACAUUCGAUACCCCAUCUUUACUUCAUCCUUUCCUCCAAGUCAUUGAAGCUCCAGCAACCACUGCGCCGAUCACAUCUUUGGCCCUAGUUGCCAUCACAAAGUUCUUCUCGUACAAUUUAAUUAGUCCAAGCUCCCCUCGACUUUCGCAAGCAAUGCAGUCUUUAUCUGCCGCAAUGACACACUGUCGAUUCGAAGCUAGCGAUACAGUGGCUGAUGAGGUGGUUUUCCUACGGAUAUUAAAACUCAUGGAAGGAAUGUUAUCUGGCCCCGGUGGAGAUUUACUAAGUGACGGGAGUGUUUGCGAAAUGAUGGAGACGGGCUUAAGCAUGUGUUGUCAACCGAAGCUAUCGGAAUUAGUGCGUCGAUCUGCCGAAAUGUCUAUGGUCAAGAUGUGUCAGAUCAUAUUCGAGAGACUGAAGCAUUUAGAAAUUGAGGCUGGGGAUAAUCUGGGAGCUUUAGACGAGAAGACAAAGGGAGAUAUGGACACUGUUAAAAUGGCCCCUUCAGCAGCUGGUACAGAUGCUAUCACGAAAUUGACCGCACCUGCUGUUGAACCACGGCCAUCUACGUCAAGCUUUGACACAUCACGCCCAGCAUCUGUUAUGGAAAAGCUACCUCUGAUAGAAACUACAUCCGAGGGAGGGACUGCGGCUCCGGCUUCAGAAGCUUCAGAUGACUCCCCAAGCAAGCCCUAUUCUCUUCCGUCUAUAUGUGAGCUAUUUCGGGCUUUGAUAGACUUACUAGAUCCUCAUGAUCGCAAACACGCCGAUGCUCUCAGAGUUAUGGCUCUUCGUAUAAUAAAUGUAGCUCUUGAGGUAGCUGGUCCCUCCAUUUCGAAGCAUCCAGCCUUAGCGAUUCUUGCGGAAGAUCGUCUAUGUCGAUAUCUAUUCCAAUUAGUUCGAUCCGACAACAUGGCUAUCUUACAGGAGUCUCUCAUUGUUGCUGGUACUCUCCUCGCGACUUGUAGAGAAGUAUUGAAGUUGCAGCAAGAGCUCUUUCUUUCUUAUCUGGUUGCAUGCUUGCAUCCUCGUGUAGAGAUUCCUCGAGAAAAAGGAAUCGAUCCCUCUCUUUAUGCAGGGGUACCACAAGCUCCAAAAUUGGUGAAACCUCCACCAUCACAAGCUAGCAGUGGCCGUUCCACUCCCGUGCCUGUAAAAGAUCGCCGAACAUUAGGAUUAGAAGGUGGAUCGCGCAAGCCGGAUGCACGUGAAGCAAUGGUGGAAAGUGUUGGAGCUCUUGCGCGACUACCGAGCUAUAUGGUUGAGCUUUAUGUUAAUUAUGAUUGCGAGGUCGACCGAAGUGAUAUCUGUGAGGAUAUGGUUGGACUCCUGUCUCGUAAUGCGAUACCGGACUCGGCGACUUGGAGCACGACAAGUGUCCCACCGCUCUGUCUCGAUGCUCUUUUAGGUUACGUUCAGUUCAUUGCGGAUAGACUUAAUGAUGAGCCAAAACGUGAUGGCGUUCCUGAUCAAGUAACACUGCGUGAGCAGAAGCGACGAAAGAAGAUCAUCAUUCAAGGAACUAUGAAGUUCAAUGAGAAUCCAAAAGCUGGGAUUGCAUUUUUGGCAUCACAAGGUAUCAUAGAUGAUCCUAAAGAUGCAAAGGCCGUCGCAAAAUUCCUAAAGGGCACUUCUCGGAUCGACAAAAAGCAAUUAGGAGAAUUCAUAUCAAAGAGGGGAAAUGAAGCCAUUUUGGAGGCUUUAAUGGACUCGUUUGAUUUUAAGAACAAAAGAGUCGAUGAGGCGUUACGUGAACUCCUUGAGACCUUCAGAUUACCGGGAGAGUCCGCUUUAAUUGAACGAAUUGUCACUACUUUUGCCGAGAACUAUUGUUCAGGUACUUUACCUGAAGGCAUCGCAGAUAAAGAUUCUGUAUAUGUUUUGACCUAUGCUAUUAUCAUGUUGAAUACGGAUCAGCAUAAUCCGAACAUGAAGGGUAAACGCAUGGAGCUCGAAAACUUUGCAAGAAAUUUACGCGGAGUCAAUGGUGGGAAGGACUUUGCUCCACAAUAUCUUCAAGACAUUUACGAAUCUAUCAAAUCGAACGAAAUCAUCUUGCCUGACGAGCAUGAUAACAAGCAUGCUUUUGACUAUGCUUGGAAGGAAUUACUACUUAAAAGCGCUUCCGCAGGUGACCUUACCAUUUGCGACACUAACAUUUUCGACGCAGACAUGUUCGCAGCUACAUGGAAACCUGUAGUUGCCACAUUAUCAUAUGUCUUUAUGUCAGCUAGUGACGAUGCCGUGUUUGAAAGAGUUAUUACGGGAUUCGAUCAAUGUGUUCGUAUCGCAGCGAAAUAUGGUCUAACUGAGGUUAUCGACCAAGUCGUUUAUUGUUUGAGUUACAUCACUACUCUUGCAACAGAAGUUCCAUCCAGUACUGCACUCAAUACUGAGAUACAGGUUGGGGAUAAUAGUGUCAUGGUUAGUGAACUUGCGGUUAAGUUUGGUAGAGAUGUCAAGGCUCAACUCGCUACUGUUGUUCUUUUCCGCGUUGUGUUAGGUAGUGAAAACGUGAUAGGGGAAAGUUGGAAGCAUAUUUCUAGGAUUUGGUUGAAUUUAUUUGUUAAUUCUUUGAUACCCCCUUUCUUUGCUACAUCAAAUAGCAUGGAUAUCGCCCCGAUCCCAUUACAAACUCCCUCACAAGUUAUUGAUCGUGGGACAAAACCUAGCGACACUGGUCUAUUCUCCGCUUUUACAUCAUACAUCUCUAGCUAUGCUGCGGAUGAUCCUCCAGAGCCAUCAGACGAAGAGCUCGAAAGUACCUUAUGCACAGUCGAUUGUGUCAAUGCUUGCUUCAUGGGCGACGUCUUUGCCAAUGUAGUGAACAUGCCUGUUGAUUCCUUACGACCUCUAAUACAGGCAUUAAUAUCUCAAUUGCCAGAUGACCCUUCAUCGGUCGUUAUAAGUGUGAAAUCAGAAGUAGAUCCCCCGUCAAGUCCUAUAAACGGCAUUAAUGGUGCAUCUUCCGGUCCUGUGUAUGAUCCUUCAAUGGUUUAUAUAUUAGAGUUAUGCACUGUACUCGCAAUUCGAGACAAGGAAACUAUCGAUGCAUUUGGAGCAGAUGUUGCUGAGGCUUUGCAAAAUGUCAUAAGGAAUUCUGCUAGCUGGCAUACUUUGAUGGUAUCUAGAACGAUAUUCUACCUACUUCACCUUCUACACGCAAGCUAUGAACAACCAUAUAUCCGUGUCCCCGUGGUACUUCACGCCAUCUCAAGUUUCAAAAAGGAUUUAUUCGAAAAAUCUGCUACACUUGUCCUUCAAGGUUUAACUCAAUGCAUAAAAGAGCCCGGUCCUUUACGAAAUGAAAUCAUGACUUCUCCUGAUUUCUGGGUAAUUCUAAAAAAUCUCGCAACCAGUCCUUCUUCCGCAUCUGCUGUGUUUGAAAUACUCGAAGGAGUUGCUAUUGGUUCACCUCCAACAAUAAUGGCCGAUAAUUAUGAAUCAGCUGUGAAGUUACUCAACGAUUUUGCUACCGCUGGGAGUGUAGGUUCUACUGUGGAGCAAAAACAGGAUAAACGUAUACGAAGAGGACAACAAGUCAAACAGCCAAAGCCACCGGUGGUUGAUGCGCUUGUGGCUAGAGGAGUCAAGGCAGUUGCAAUGAUAUUUUCUUUGACAUCUCGAAUCCCAGUUUUGAUGGAACAAUCACAUCUUGAGAGCAAAAAGGCUUGGGCAGCUUAUUGGUCACCAAUAUUCAUUGCUCUGACGACACAAUGUACCAACCCUUGUCGUGAAAUUCGUCAUGAAGCAUUCUCCUCACUACAACGUUCCUUACUAUCACCAGAAUUAACAUCAGGCGAUCAUGAAGAAUGGACCGCUAUAUUCGAUGAGGUUCUUUUUCCUCUAAUAACUCGAUUAUUAAAGCCUGAAGUCUACUCAUCGGAUCCUAUCGGUAUGAGUGAAACUCGUGUACAAGCUGCUACACUUCUUUGUAGGAUUUUCCUACACUAUUUGGUUCUGUUAUCGAAAUGGGACGGCAUGUUAGAUCUUUGGCUUAAGAUCCUAGAUAUCAUGGAUCGUUUGAUGAAUAGUGGGCAGGGUGAUAGUUUGGAAGAAGCAGUACCAGAAAGUUUGAAGAAUGUUCUGUUGGUAAUGUCCAGUAGUGGGUAUUUAGUACCUCGCAGUCAAGACGAGACUCAAGAGAAAUUAUGGACGGAAACAUGGAAGAGAAUUGAUAGAUUUUUGCCGGAUUUGAGAAAGGAAAUUGAUUUGGACGGGCCAGUUGAGGAAAAUGUAAAGGGGAAGGAAAAUGAAGAGUUGUCGACGAAUGUUAAAAGUGACGCUGAAGCAGGAGUUGAACAGGGUAAAACCGAGGUUAAAGUUUAA
Messenger RNA from Sclerotinia sclerotiorum 1980 UF-70, 4701 nucleotides. RefSeq lists its product as hypothetical. NCBI's taxonomy places the organism in Eukaryota, Fungi, Ascomycota, Leotiomycetes, Helotiales, Sclerotiniaceae. Bases 1 to 4701 code for a protein of 1566 amino acids. Gene Ontology annotation, molecular function: guanyl-nucleotide exchange factor activity. The record is from RefSeq and is a predicted model, not a curated record. Gene Ontology annotation, biological process: regulation of ARF protein signal transduction. The transcript is spliced from 7 exons.